Arthroderma uncinatum is the source of this 378-nucleotide messenger RNA. RefSeq lists its product as uncharacterized. Bases 1 to 378 code for a protein of 125 amino acids. Gene Ontology annotation, cellular component: cytoplasm. NCBI's taxonomy places the organism in Eukaryota, Fungi, Ascomycota, Eurotiomycetes, Onygenales, Arthrodermataceae. The record is from RefSeq and is a predicted model, not a curated record. The transcript has 3 exons.
AUGUCAACAUAUUGGGCAAUCCUCGAACGCGCACCUGGAUCAAAGCUACGCCUCACAAAAUUGGAUGAUGAGAUAUACGAGAGCUUCAGAACUGAAUUCCCUGGCUUCGACCCCGCUGAGACGAUCAACGAGGAUGAAAUGAAGAGCAAAGCGGGCAAAGAAAAAUGGCGAAACUGGAUGAAACAAUAUGAGGAGAAAGUUACCGAUUUCAACUUCGGCACCAUACUGAGAGCAAACCCGAAAUUCGAAUAUGGAGAAAAGGAAACAAUUUUUGCGGUUCGAAUGCAGUUCUAUGCGAUUGAAAUUGCAAGGAAUCGUGCUGGAUUGAAUGACUGGGUAUAUGAACAGGCACAGAAAGAAAAGGGCCUCAGUUCAUAA